GUACUAAAAGUCAGUUGGAAAUCGACUUCCUGACUAAUAAGAGUAUUCUGAUCGAGACCUACUUCCCCCAAAAAGGUAAAUGUUUUCAAGUCAAAAGAUUUUGCUUCUUUAAGUUAAAUAAAUUCUGUGGCGGAAGAUUUUGCUAUUCAGACGUGACUUGAUGAAAAUGAAAAUCGCUGGAAUGAGAUUGCCCAUAUUCCUGGCGCUAUUGGCAAUUGCAAAAUCACAGCUGUCGCAGAAUCACUUUUACAAAAAGUUAAAUGUUAUCAAUGAAGAGAGACGAAUUAUUUCCAGCCUGGUUGUUCCUUCUCUGAUCAACACUCCUUAUCCAGGAGUGGCAAAUUAUACCCUUUACGAAACGGCUCGUUUAGGGCUGUUGAUAUCCAAUGCAAAUUCAAUUAUGCCAGAAUUCGGCCCAGUGCUAAACGCUGUCACAUCAUUCAAUUACCCCAUCACUAUUAAACGGUGCGGGGAUAUCGAACAGAGAAGGCAAAGUGCUUUCAUUGCUGUGAUUUCGGCAGCUGACAAUUUUGAAAAACGAGAGAAAAUUCGCCAAACUUGGAAAAAUCACAUCGACUUCGUUCGGAAAUUCAAACUGUUCAAUAUUCAAUUUAGUUUCAUUUUGGGACAGUCUGAAGACGCGUUCACCCAAAGGAAAAUUCAAGAAGAAAGCAAAACCCACGAAGAUAUCAUUCAGAUCGAUAGGUUGGAUACCCACAGAAAUUUACCAUUGAAGAUGGCCGGAUUAUUCAAUUGGGUUAACACUAACUGCCCUAAACAUGAUUUCCUGCUCAAAUUGGAUGACGACAUGUACCUCAACGUACACGUUCUAGCCAAUUUCGUCAAUACGUACCGUCAGUUAGGCAAAAUGACAAUUUUUGGUCAGAGUCCAAGAACAGGGUAUCCCUUCAUAAACAACUGGGGCCCACAACGAAGCGGGAUGCAUGAAAUCGCUUUGGAAGAAUGGCCGUGGAAUACCUAUCCCAAUUACGUGAACGGACCGGCCUACUUGAUUCACCAAACUGCGAUCCUUCCGCUUUUAGCCGCCAUUCAAACGACGCCCAUUAUGCCUUUUGAAGAUAUCUACAUAACCGGAAUCUGUGCGGAAAAAGCUGGAGUCGCGACGCAAUAUUCCUCUGGAUACAAUAGCUUGAUAACAGGCCCGACCCCACGUAACGAAUGUGAUUUGGACAAAUUUCUAACAUGGAAGAGCUCCACUGGUGGGCUGUCGCACAAUGAUGUUGACAAUUUCUAUCGCGUUACCCUUCCGUGUAAACCGAGAGGAUCCCAAUUCAGCUUUAGGAACGACAUGUCUGUUUUCUAAAUCAAUCCAGGAAAAGGUUCACCUUUCAGAAACGACUAGCCGACUACCUUACAAACAACGUGACAGCUAUCCCAAAUCGACAAUUGGAACAAGUUACUUUUCUUGAUAAUUGGCAAAUUUAGUUCAUAGAAUAUUCUCAAAUAACCCCAAUAAAACAGCAAACUUCCCUCUUUAAGCUUUGAAUUUUAAGUUUGAAUUUUCCAGCCUCUCGUCUUUGCAAAACGAGAAAAAAUUCAAACAACCUUGCUUAAUCAAUACAAAUUAAUUGGCGGUGA
Molecule: messenger RNA, 1599 nt
Organism: Daphnia pulex (common water flea)
Lineage: Eukaryota; Metazoa; Arthropoda; Branchiopoda; Diplostraca; Daphniidae
Product: lactosylceramide 1,3-N-acetyl-beta-D-glucosaminyltransferase A-like
Exons: 3
Coding region: 161-1324 (387 amino acids)
Cellular component (GO): membrane
Molecular function (GO): hexosyltransferase activity
Source: RefSeq, a predicted model, not a curated record